Aspergillus mulundensis is the source of this 612-nucleotide messenger RNA. RefSeq lists its product as uncharacterized. Lineage: Eukaryota; Fungi; Ascomycota; Eurotiomycetes; Eurotiales; Aspergillaceae. The record is from RefSeq and is a predicted model, not a curated record. The transcript has a single exon. The coding region runs from base 1 to 612 and encodes 203 amino acids.
AUGUCCCAAAACACCAUGGUCACAUUCGGCUCCGUCGACGUCUACGUAGGCGAGCGCGCCACCUCCACCCCCCAGGACCAAACCCACCCCCGAAUCGUAUUCCGGGUCGCUCUAGUCACCAGCGGGACGGCAGGCACCAGAGGCGGCAGAGAGCACGCCGUGGUCGACACGGGCAGCAACGACCGCCACCGCUACCGGAUCAUGGGAGAACACGAAGCGACUCCAGAGACGCUCCGAAACAUGACGCUCCUCGGCACAUACCCAGCGUCCGCGGAAGCAUCCACCCGCAUUGCGGCGGAGCACUUCCCCGUCUUCAUCCAGGAUCUGCGGAAGAAGGGGUAUAUCGAGCGGGUGCCGACGUCCGCGAAGGUGCGUGAGAUCUGCAGGGAUUUGUCCGAUCGCGUUAAGAAAGCAAAGGAGCGUGGCACGCGGGCCACGCUUGCACGGGCCACGCGCCGUGUAGCCCGUGCUGGAUCAAAUGCAGCGGAGGAUGUGUUUACUUGGUGUCUUCAGGGGAUUCGUGGUAUGGGUGAAUUUCUACAGGGAUUGGAAUUGGACGGUGACUGUAUUGGCGGUGACUUUGGUGGCUGUGACGGCGGUGGCUCCAGCUGA